CAUGUUUAUGCACGAAACGUGUUUACUCCUUUUCGAUAAUUUGAUUUAGAGGUUUAUAGUCAUGUCUAUUUGUGAAAUAGAUUGUGGAACUAACGAGUAUAGUUUUGAUGAGCUCUUUCUUUUUCACAUUUUGGUGCAUGCAGGUGCCAGAAGAACAGAAUAGCUAAAGCGAUGAAGCAGUGACUUCAUCGAAAGUGCAAAUACGAGGAUGGGAAUUGUCACACGGAGAAGCCGGGGACGAAAGUUGAGAAAACCCUGGACACCAGCCUCCUCCCUCGACCAAGACGAGAGGAGAUGAGACGACCACGACGUCUGAUCAGGGUGGGAGAAGAGAGCAGCUCCUAGAGCAUUGGUAUCGUGGGGCGCAUGAUUCCCAACAAUGGACGACGCUUAAAACCGACCGGUAUUUGAAUCACGCCGCAAAGAAGCUAAUUCAAUACUCUCUCUCUCUCUCUCUCUCUCUCUCUCUCUCUGCGCAAUGAACAGCUGGACACUGUUGAGUGCUGAAUUCCCGGGUGGGCUUGGCUUUAGGAAAGAAGACUGGGUCAUCGCCAGUUCACACACCGCAGCGCGUCGAUCGGGAUGGCGCUCUCAAGGUACUUGUUUCGACCUGCAUCCCGUCUUGCACGCGAUGAAUGGGGCGUCCACACUGUUAACGGCAACUGGCAACCGGCAUCAGCAGGAGAUGCAGAAGCUGGAAGGUUGCCUGAGGCUGAAACAAGAGGCGUUGGAUGAGGAUAUCUUCGACCUCAUGGUUUCGAGAGAUGCUGUCUGGGAACGCUUGGAGGAGGCCGAGUAUCUAAUCCUCAACAGGGACAGGGAGCUAUCAGCUGCGAUGGAGCGGGAGUCGGCGCUUAGGGAGGCUGUGGAGAUCAAAGAUAGGGAGAUUAACUCGAUGAAGGUGUUGCUGGAAAUGUCCAAUAAAAGCAAUAAUGCACGCUACUCGAACCAGUCCAGACAAAAUCGAGGUCAUGGCGAGGGCAAUGCUGGUGAUCUUGAUCACUUAAAAGAAGAAAUAGACCGACAAUUGGUAAACAUCAGGCGCAAUUUGGAGACUGGGAGGGUCUGCUUAACCGAAGGAAUGAGGGAGAUCUGUCGCUCUCGAAUAGGUCAAAGUGAAGAUUGCUCAAGCGUAGCCUCCGAGGCAGCAUCUGAGUGCACUAUGCCUACUGAUGAAGUGGAUGGUUUAUUCUUUCCCUACUUAAGUUUAAAUACUGGAAUUACAGAAUCAUAUGGUAACUCUGUGGAAGUUAGCAGUAUACAUGAUCGCCUAUCCAACAUCCACAGACCUUCGUGGGUUGAUUUGCAGAAGAUGUAUUUCCAAUUGUCUGAGACAAACAUGGCAUUCAACCAAAUGGUGGAUGUUCUUCAGAGAACCUUGGAUGUGCUAUUCUUAAAGAUGAAGCAAAUGAUUUAUACAUACGAGACAAGCCUUUCUGAAAAAUGUUGGGAGCAUAAGCUUGUGUCCGGAGUGCUGACGACAGUUCUUCAGUGUUUCAUGGAGGAGCUUCAGGAGGCUUCUGGGGCUAGAACUGCACACAAAAUGCUAAAUAAGCAGGUCAUAUCAUCAAAUGCCCAGCGUUUCAUUGUGAGAGAGGCAAAUACCUGCUUAGGAAAUGGAUUCAAAAGUUCCUUGUGUGCUUCUGCUGAUGAAAAUUUGAGAAAGAACCUUCAAGGAAAAAAGCGUGACUUUGAAGGGGUAUCUUCUUUGGAAGAUGAAGAUCAACACCGUGUUUCUCCUAUGACAGGCAUCAGCUCGUCUUGCACAUCCUUGGAGAAUAGUCGGCUAGGAACCUUGGUGCAUCCACCAAACGCUUAUUUGGAACAUCAUAACAGGGUUUCUUCUGUAACAGGUAUGAACUCAUCUUACACAUCCUUGGAGAAUAGAUGUCUAGGAACGUUGGUGUGCCCACCAAGAUUGGAAUCCCUUUGCCAAGCCACCCAUUCAGUUGCUAUGAUGAUCAGGAACCAUGAAUCUUUGAUUAGAAGAAAAAUGAAAGAAAUGAGUAUGGAAGAUAUGCACUGGUACAAAGGAGAGAUUUCUAGGACCGAGUAUUCACCAUUAAGAAGGGUAACUUCAUCUGAUGCUAAAAGGAAGAGGGUUCUGGGUAUUGCUUCAAGAUUGGACAACAACAUCAUGGAGAAUACGGUAACAUCUACAGGUCAAAGGGUCCAUAGCAGAUUUUGUAAGAGGGAUUUACUUUUUCGCUUGAACUUUCCUGCGAAUGAGAAACUUGACAGCUUAGACGAUGUGUUGGACUGUCCUUCAAAUGAAGUGAAUCUGCAAGACAUAGCAGAAAUAAAGUGUGAGAUGGAAGAGGUUGAUUUCCAGGCCAUGAUGACUCAAGAAGUGUUCUCAGUUCUUCUCCUAAAAUCUGUGGAGGAAGUAAAUUAUCAACUACAUGAUCAGGCUAUCUUGAGCUUCAUGAAGGAUGACAUACUUGGACUUGUUAUCAAAGAUAUUAUUCUGAACUGGGAUGAGGAAAAAGAUCUUGAUGUAAAUAGAAAGGUAGAAGCGGGCAUCAAGAGCACUACCGAGUCGUGUUUGUGCAAAAUCAAUUAUUUAGGAGAUUCAAAGAGAGAGAAAAUUCUUCCACAACAAACCAUUUUAAAAACCAUGGCUACAGAAGUAUAUCAGCCAUCACCAGUUUUGGAUACGAUAAGUAAGAGAAGCUUUUGUUCAUCUAGUGGAACAGACUCCGAUAAGGAGAGAAGGGAACUAGAACAAGAUAGAGAGGAUGGUGACUUUCAGACCAUGGUAAUGAAAGAGGUGCUUUUGCUCCUGUAUGGGGAAUCCGUGAAGGAAUUUGGCUUUCAUCUAGAACAUGGUUCCAUAUUGACCCUAUUGAUAGAAGACACCCUUAGGCUCAUUGUUAGGUGGACACUUACUAACUGGGAUUCUUUGGACUCUUGUGAUGUUGAAAACUUGAGUGGCACCAGUGAAACCAAUAAUUUCUCAAGGAAAAGUGACUACUGGAGAUACCAUGCAACAGAAAAAUUUCUAUCAAAAGCACAAAGCAGACCUGAAGGUAAUGGAGAAGCGACCAGUCAACGCAUUCAUGUGGUACACAACCUCAAUCAGGUAAUUCCUAGCCGAUGUGAUACAAGCUUGUCUAAAGAAAUAAGGAUGCUGCAACAGGAUAAGGAAGCCACUGAAAACCAUAUUACGACAGUGAAGGAAAUCGUUGUGCUUUUAUUCAGAGGCUGUCUAGAAGAAAUGAGGUAUCAAGUUGACGAUGUUGUCGUAUUGAAUCUUAUAAAAGAAGACAUUCUUACACUUGCUUUUAUGGAGGUGCUCGUGGACUGGAAGAAUCAAAUUAGUGGGUCAGAACCAUCAAAUUCAGGCAGAUAUGACAAUAAAAAAUCUUCAUGUUUACCUAGAUGUUUUAUACCUUGUGACACACUUUGGCCUACAGAUCCUGAUGGCAUAUGUGCACUGCCACUGGUUUUAGAAAAUUCCAUUUCAGGUGAUUCAGUAACUUCUCCAUUAUCUGAGAUAAACUUCCGUGAGAAAAUAAGGGAACUAAAAGAAGAUCAGAUUCAGUCUUGCAGCCGGACUAUGAUAAUGAGCAAGGUCUUUGGUGUUCUAUUUAGAGAAUAUACACUCGAGCUUUUUAUUCAACUAGAAGAACAUGUUAUAUUGGGGCUGAUGAUGGAAGAUGUUCUUAAGCUUGCUCUCAGAGAGAUGCUCAUUGACUGGAACUGUGAAAAGGACUUCUGCACUUUUGGGUCUUUAAUCACAGGGGAUGUUUAUCUGACCAUUUUUAGAGAGGCCAUAGAAAGCAUAGGGUGUGUCGUCGAUGCUGGCUUGUCAAUAUCUGGAACAGGCAGCAAAUGCAAAAGUACCGUCAAAUGCUUGCCAUUUUGUGGUUGCCAUGCAGCAUACAUGCAUGUGGGAAAUGAUGAGAUUCAUAAAAAGGUUCUGAAUCCCUUGUUUAAGUUCAUUAAAAGAAAUCACGUAAUGAUAAAUGAUUGCAGAAAUACAAUGGAGCACCAUACAGAUUUUGGGUUGGGUUCUCAGGAGCUGAAAGAGUUGAAUAAACAAGAAAUUCAGAACAGGGACAUUUUGGAUGAAAAGGGGAGUAUUUUGGGUGAACACAAUGAAAGACUUCAGCAGGCUUUGAAACCAAUGUUGUGGAACAAGAUAUGGAUGAGGGAAUUUGAACCUUGCCUGGAUGUCAUGUUGAGGGAUUAUGGGCAGAAGGUCAUUACUGAAACCGUCACUGAGUGUACGAAAUGGACACCAUGCCCAUAUGUUGAUAAUGAAGAAAAAAAGGAGAAUAUCCAAGAAACUGUUGAUGUCUCCACAAUGAACCUUUCACAAAUGUUCCUUGAUUUAGAGCAUGUAGUGCACGAGAAACUAAGUAUUGUCAGCUCAAGGUUAGAAGAACUGAAUGAGCAACUUCAUCCACUUUCUGAGCGGGCAAGCACAUUAAGAAACAGAGAAUUUGUCCACAGAAUAGCAUUCAAGAGGAGAUGUUGCGACCUUCAAAAAGCUGAGAUAGAGGUGGAUUUGCUAGCUGAUGAAGUGGACAUGCUUUUGAGACUUUUUGAGAAAGCUUAUGUCGCUCUUGAUUACUAUUCACCAGUUUUGCAACAUUAUGCUGGGGUCAUGGACAUUAUGAAUUUAAUAAGGCGGGAGCUAACAAAGGAGUUCACUCUACUUUGACAUGAUAAAAUACAUAAAAAUGUGGCGUUCAUGUUUGGCUUCGUUACAUUCCUGGGACAAUUUUUUGGACAAACUCUACUGCAUAGUGAUAUGAGGUCUCUUGGGCUGUAAGAAACUUUUUGAUCUUCUGUUCAACUCAGAUUAUAAAACCAAGUCUGGUUUUUCUCAUGACAUGGAGAACUUCACAACUUACAUAUUCAAUUUGAUGAAGCGUGAGGAAUUUUUUGCAUCAUAAGGAGGACCCAUCAUCUUGUCACAG
Messenger RNA from Nymphaea colorata (pocket water lily), 4928 nucleotides. RefSeq lists its product as uncharacterized. The coding region runs from base 479 to 4669 and encodes 1396 amino acids. The record is from RefSeq and is a predicted model, not a curated record. The transcript has 6 exons. Lineage: Eukaryota; Viridiplantae; Streptophyta; Magnoliopsida; Nymphaeales; Nymphaeaceae.